This is a messenger RNA of Oikopleura dioica, 222 nucleotides long. The record is from the annotation of a GenBank genome assembly. Lineage: Eukaryota; Metazoa; Chordata; Appendicularia; Copelata; Oikopleuridae.
AUGUCAUCGGAGGCAGUCGAAUUCGUGCAGGCAAAGUGGCAGAAACUCAUUGAUCAGCUGGAGGCGCAAUCAACAAGGACAAAGGCAAACUGCCCAAAGAAGCUGGGAAACAACGGGCCCUAUGUAUAUGUCGAUCGGCGUAGAUAUGUGGAGCCCUUCACUCCCUUCGACAUCUCCAAGCUGACUCCACCAAAUUUGAAAGCAAAUAGCAAAGAAUCGUAG